Messenger RNA from Striga asiatica, 2044 nucleotides. NCBI's taxonomy places the organism in Eukaryota, Viridiplantae, Streptophyta, Magnoliopsida, Lamiales, Orobanchaceae. The record is from the annotation of a GenBank genome assembly.
UGGACUUGGGAGACAACUGCAAAAUGAAGCUGAUGACACUGUAAAUGGAAAAAAGUUUGGCACCGGCUAUGGCGGCGGCGGCGGACGGCGAAGUGGAGGUGAUCCACAUGUGGUGCUCGCCGAGGUCAACGAGCACUAGCCUCAUGUACUCAUUUGCUCAGAGAGACGACGUGGAAGUGCUUGAUGAACCCCUCUAUGCAACUUUUUUACGUGUGACAGGAGCUGAAAGGCCUUACAAAGAAGAGCUCCUGUCGAAAGUGGAAUCAGAUGGGAAUAAGGUCAUCAAGGAGAUCAUCCUUGGACCCGGACGCAAGAAGUAUAGAUUCUGCAAGCAUAUGGCUAGUCAGCAUCUGUAUGGUCUAACGGAUGACUUGAUGAAGAAAGGAAAGCACUUUAUAUUGAUGAGAAACCCCUUUGAUGUGUUGAUAUCCUAUGAAAAGGUUGUCCCGCCAUUAUUAAUUGAUCUGGGGUAUGAUCGCAUGGUCUCCAUUUACAGUGAACUGAGUUCCCGAGGAGUAAAACCUCCUGUCAUUGAUUCAGAUUUACUUGGAGAAAAUCCAGAGGCUACUUUACGUGCUCUAUGUGAUGAUCUUGGUAUUCCAUUCCAGGCUGCUAUGCUCAAAGAUGCUUCCAUUAGUUGGAAACUUCUGCCAAUUGAUUUUACGAAAGUAAAUAGCUUAAGUAUGCUAGAUCAGCUAUGGGAACCUGGGCCAAAACCAUUUGAUGGAAUGUGGGCCCCCUAUUGGUAUGAAAGCACACAUAAGUCGACCGGUUUUAAACCACCAAGGAAGUAUCCUUCUCCAUUUCCAUUAACCUUAUAUGAUUUGCUGGAGCAAAGUUUACCCUUCUAUAACUUGCUUAAGGGCUAUGUGAGAUGGAACCCAGCAAAAUCUUUCAAUCCUCCUCUUCCGGUACCUGCCAAUGAGAAGUUGCUUGCUUGGGUUGGUAACGAGAUUGUGCCUCGUGAAAGUGCAAAGGUCUCCGUUCUUGACUCCGUUGUCCAAGGUGGUGAUGCUGUUUGGGAGGGUCUGAGGAUUUAUGACGGGAAGAUAUUCAAACUUGAGGAACAUUUAGACAGGUUGUUUGACUCGGCAAAAGCUCUGGCUUUUAGUAAUGUGCCAACGCGAGACGAGGUGAAGCAAGCUAUUUUCAAAACUCUAAUAAGGAAUGGAAUGUUCAAUAAUGCACAUAUUAGACUGACUCUGACACGUGGAAAGAAGGUGACUUCGGGAAUGAGUCCAGCAUUCAACCUCUAUGGAUGUACUUUGAUCGUGCUUGCUGAAUGGAAGCCGCCAGUCUAUGACAAUGAAAGUGGUAUAAUUUUGGUGACAGCAACCACACGCCGUAAUUCACCUAAUAAUUUGGAUUCGAAAAUUCACCACAACAACCUUCUUAACAACAUUCUUGCCAAGGUAGAAGGGAAUAAUUCACAGGCUGAUGAUGCAAUAAUGCUCGACAAAGAUGGUUAUGUUUCUGAAACUAAUGCCACAAAUAUAUUUCUUGUGAAGAAAGGUCGCGUUGCAACGCCUCAUGCUGAUUAUUGUCUUCCUGGAAUUACACGAGAAACUGUGAUGGGACUUGUGGUCAAGGAAAAAUUUCUUUUGGCCGAGCGGCGUAUUAGUCUGUCAGAGUUCCACACAGCAGACGAGGUCUUCACAACGGGAACCAUGGGAGAGCUCAGUCCAGUUGUAAAAAUUGAUGGUCGCAUAAUUGGUGAUGGUAAAGUGGGUCCCGUGACCCGACAAUUGCAAAAUGCUUAUAAAGAACUCACCGCUGGAUCAGGGGUGCCUAUACCCACCUAUCAACAACCUUGAUAGGAUUACUAAGGUUGGUUUCGAUAGUUCGAUUAUUCUCUAUUCAACAAUGCACGGAGAAUAGUCCAUCUUGAUUAGUAGAACAUGGUUCUUGAACCUGCCAAUUGCUGAAGAAGACAGAAAGACGAUUGAUCCUAAAAUGAUAGAGAAACAAGAACUUGUAUUAUAUUAAUCGUUGUAAAUCCUAAAAUGAUACAGAAACAAGAACUUGUAUUAUAUUAAUCGUUGUA